Molecule: messenger RNA, 6934 nt
Organism: Crotalus tigris (Tiger rattlesnake)
Lineage: Eukaryota; Metazoa; Chordata; Lepidosauria; Squamata; Viperidae
Gene: TSHZ1
Product: teashirt zinc finger homeobox 1
Exons: 2
Coding region: 2351-5563 (1070 amino acids)
Biological process (GO): regulation of transcription by RNA polymerase II
Cellular component (GO): nucleus
Molecular function (GO): DNA-binding transcription factor activity, RNA polymerase II-specific; DNA binding
Source: RefSeq, a predicted model, not a curated record
GUAGUCCUUGACUUACGACUGGUUGGGGGUCGUGGCAUUAAAAAGGUUGAGGACCACUGUUCUAUAUCCUUAUAUAUAAGGCCAGAAAGCAUGAUAAGCUCCUUUAAUAUUAAAGAUAUUGAAUUAAAAUAUGGGUUGGUAGCCCUCAGUUAAUUCUGAAUUUUUUGUUUUUUCUAUUAUCUGAUGUACUUUUCUAUUCCUGGUGUUUAUUGUAUUAUACAUUCUAAUUCCUUGUUUUCUAUGCUUUUACCAACUGUAAGCCACUAGAGUUGCAUAGUACUAAUAGUACUAAUAAUUUAUUUUGUGGAGAUUUUAACAUUUUUGGAUCUUAAAUUUGUCAGUUACUUGAAAGUCAGCUUGGUUUAGUGGUUAAUGCACCAGGCUAGAAAUCAGGAGGUUGAGUUGUAGUUCUGCCUUAGGCAUAAAAGCCAGCUCGGUGACUUUGAACUAGUCACCCUCUCGUAGCUUGUGACAUCAGGCUUUGGCAAUAAGUCACUCAGUCAGUUGGAUGGAUCCACACUUCAUUGACCAAUGGAUCCACAUUUUGUUGAUCUGAAAAAAAUGUACCCUGCACUUGUGGGAAAAAUGCUAGGAAGAAAAAUAAAUUGUCAGACACUUAGCACUAAGACCAUCUUAAAAGAGUUAUGCAAAAAAACAUCAGUCCAACCAAAACCUGGGCAUGUGAAAAUCUUGGCAUAAAGUACUCUUUAUUCUUACUGCAGACAUUGCUCUACUUACAAACUCUUGAGUUACAAACGUUAGCUGAUAUGAAUAAACCUGUCCAUAAGUCCAACCAAGAAGGUCCCAGAAGUCAAGAGAGAAGGCAUGCUGUAAACUAACUCUUCCCCUCCUUCUUUUCAUAUUCUGUUUGUUCCACAUGCAUAUUGUUCACUGUUUGGUUUUGUAGUGACUGCAUGUGGUUUGUAUUGUGACUGAAUGUCUGAAAUUAAGUGCAAGAGUAAUUUUUAUGUUUGCUUGAAUUAUGAAUGAAAGGGACUUGUGAACAGUAUCUUGGAACAUAACUUGUUCGUAAGUAGAAGAAUGUCUACAUUGAGAUAGUUUCAACCCUAUUAAAGGCUACACAUUUCAGCUAAAACAGGUUAACAUGACAUAGAUGCAUAAAGAUCAUAUACAAGAUUUUUUUAGUGUAAUUGUAUGAGACUCUGGCAAAAUGGCUUCUACCUCACAUCUUUGCAUGUCAUAAAUCAACAUAGCAUUUUUGUGUUGGAAAGUUUAGCAUCUUAUGUGGGCAAAGCUUGUUAUAUUAACUUUCCUGCCGAAGGUAGUCAACAAAAAAACAAUAUAUUCUUUCAAGGGUGAAAUGUAAAUCUCUGAAAUGUUUUGUAUCUUGUAAGAUUCAGCUUCUCUACCUUUUGUUAAGGUUUGGUUUUAGGAUUUUUCCUUCUCUUUUUUUUUUUUGAGAUUUCACUUCUUCAGUCUGUGAUUCCACAGCCUGGUUGAAAAUAUUUCUUUUUCUUUUUUCUUUUGUAUUGAAUACAGUGUGAGAUUUUUUCAGUUAAAUAAAAUACUUAAAUUGUAAUCCAUGCAAAAUGGCUAUAUGUGAACCCUUGACAAUGUCACGAGAAUCGAUAAUGGUCAUAUGUUAAAUGAUUUAGCAUCAUAGUGGUAAGGAAGAGGGAAUACAGUUUCAAGAUAUCCAUGUAUUUAUAUUAAAAAAUUAAAAGUAAAGUCAGAUAUGUUUCUCUCUUUCCCUUUUUCUUCUCUAGAGCAGUCAAAAGAUGUACUGCAUAUCCUGUGAAAGGGUGCUUUCAAUCCAGUUAUCCACUUUGCCCAGUCUCAGAUUCCAGAAUCUUCUACAUACUCUCAUUGGUUAAACCACUAAGCUUUUGAUUCCUUCCUGAUUACACUAUGCAAGACAUCUAUCAAACACUGUCUUAUCUGUUUGUAAGGCAGCUCAGGCCUCAGAUUUAAGUCAUGGGUUUUGGCUACAAGUUGGAGUGUGAUUAAUAAUUGACUAAUGUAGCUUUUAUUUAUCACAGGCUAGCACAUUUCACCAUUACUGAGUUAACAUAAAUUAAGUGUAAGCUGUCGUUCAAUCUGUUUUUCAACUCUCCCCUCCCCAAAUCUUAAGUCUAUCUUUCACUUUUUUAGAAACAAAAUCCUUACACAGGGCACAGUCUCAGUCAGUGCCAAAAAGUUGAUUUCCUUUUCAGUGGAGUCAUAUAUCACUAGCCCUCCCAGCUGCAGUGUCAGCCUCUGACAGAAUGACAUGUGUCAUUUAUCAAAGGGGCCAGGCUGGGCCUUGGGAAACGUACAUGACAAAGCCUGAGAGAGUUCAUUUCGUAGUCCCCUCCUACCCUCCCUGAGCCUCUUGCCAGGAAAGCCUGUGAUGUUUCUGUCUUCACAGCAUUACUCUUAUGUUCCUGAAGAAGAACUCAAAGCAGCAGAAAUUGAUGAAGAAAGUGGGGAGGAUGAUGGGCUGCCUCUGGACAUUCAAGAAACUGAGUACACGGGCCAUGAUGAAACAGAGAUCAAGGAGGCUCAGAGUUACCAGAAUUCUCCAGUCAGCACAGCAACAAAUCAAGAUGCAGGUUAUGGUUCACCAUUCAGUGAAAACAGUGACCAACUGGCCCAUUUCAAAAGCACUUCCUCUAAAGAAGAGAAAGAAGAUCACAAGUGCUUGGACAAUGCUUCCUACCCACAGGACAGCUUAGCACAGAUAAAAGCCGUGUAUGCAAAUUUACUGUCAGAAUCUUGUUGGUCUGGUUUAGCUUUAGAUUUAAAAAAAGCAAAGAAUAAUGAAAACAGCCAGAAAGAAAGCACCCCUAACAGCACCACUAGUAUCAGUACCCCAAAUACAAGUGCCAGUACCAGUACCAACACUACUACCACUACAAGCAUCAGUAGUACUAGUAACAGUAGCAGUGGCAGUUCAGGUUAUGACUGGCAUCAAGCGGCUUUGGCCAAAACUCUGCAACAGACCUCAUAUGGACUUCUACCAGAGCCCAGUCUGUUCAGCACAGUGCAACUUUACCGGCAAAACAAUAAACUGUAUGGUUCUGUGUUCACUGGUGCCAGUAAAUUCCGGUGCAAAGACUGUAGCGCAGCGUAUGAUACACUGGUAGAGCUUACAGUGCACAUGAAUGAAACUGGACAUUACCGGGAUGACAACCAAGAUAAAGAAUCUGAAAAAACCAAACGGUGGUCAAAGCCCAGAAAGCGAUCACUUAUGGAAAUGGAAGGCAAAGAGGAUGCCCAGAAAGUACUAAAAUGCAUGUAUUGUGGUCAUUCAUUUGAAUCUUUACAAGACUUAAGUGUCCAUAUGAUAAAAACAAAGCAUUACCAGAAAGUGCCUCUGAAGGAACCAGUACCAGCCAUCACCAAACUGGUGCCUUCCACCAAAAAACGAGCACUUCAGGACUUGGCUUCACCUUGCUCACCUGAGCCAACAGCAAUCACUUCAGAGACAACACUUAGUGAAGCAGCAAAGGAUCAGAAAACUGCUAAUCCAUAUGUAACUCCCAAUAAUCGCUAUGGCUAUCAAAAUGGUGCUAGCUACACUUGGCAGUUUGAGGCCCGCAAAGCUCAGAUAUUAAAAUGCAUGGAAUGUGGCAGUUCUCAUGACACUUUGCAGCAGCUGACUGCUCACAUGAUGGUCACAGGACAUUUUUUGAAAGUAACUAAUUCAGCCUCUAAGAAAGGAAAACAGCUAGUAUUGGACCCUGUAGUUGAAGAAAAGAUACAAUCCAUACCUUUGCCACCUACCACUCAUACAAGAUUACCAGCUACAACUAUUAAAAAGCAGCCGGAUUCUCCUGCCGGAUUUACAACUUCUGAAGAAAAGAAGGAGCCAGAAAAAGAACAGGUGAUUGUUACUGAAACAGACAAAAAAAUUAAAGAAGAAAAUGAGGACUCUGUAGAAAAAUUUGAGCCAAUAGCUGUAUAUCAGUACCUCCGAGAAGAGGAUCUAGAUGAAAGUCCAAAAGGUGGAAUUGACAUAUUGAAAUCUCUGGAGAACACAGUGACCACAGCUAUAAGCAAAGCUCAAAAUGGAGCACCUUCCUGGGGAGGCUACCCUAGCAUUCAUGCAGCUUAUCAGCUUCCAGGAACCGUUAAAUCCCUUCAGCCAACUGUGCAGAGUGUUCAGAUUCAGCCAUCAUAUGCUAGCAGUGUAAAAUCAUUGUCUUCAGAACACAGUGCGCUAAUCCAUUCACCAGGCAAUCUGACACCCCCUCCUCAUAAAAGUAAUGUCUCUGCCAUGGAAGAGCUAGUAGAGAAGGUCACGGGCAAAAUCCAUAUUAAAAAAGAAGAAAAGCCUUCAGAAAAAGAAAAAUGUUCUCCAGUCAAGCCAUUGUCCCCUGCUCCUAAGGAAAUCAAAGACUUUCCAAAAUCAGAGGAAAGCAACAAACAACAACUACUACAUCAGCAGCCACAACAGCAAAAACAGAGUCCUGAGACUGAGGUUCAGAAGGUCAAAAAGGAUGUGCUAGCUAACCCGCAUGCACUUAAUGGUACUGAACCACCUAAAGCAAAAGUCACAAAUGGCUGUAAUAACUUAGGUAUCAUUACAGAUCAUUCACCAGAGCAAUCAUUCAUUAACCCUCUGAGUGCUUUGCAGUCCAUCAUGAAUACCCACUUAGGAAAAGUCUCUAAUCCUGUAAGUCCUUCUUUGGAUCCUUUGGCCAUGUUAUAUAAAAUUAGUAACAGCAUGUUGGACAAACCCAUUUACCCUGCAACUCCAUCCAAGCAAGCUGAGGCUAUUGACCGGUACUAUUACGAGAACAGCGAUCAGCCUAUUGAUUUAACAAAGUCUAAAACCAAACCGCUGAUUUCCAGUGUGACUGAUUCUGUCUCAUCUCCUCUAAGAGAAAGUGCCCUAAUGGAUAUUUCUGACAUGGUAAAGAACCUCACAGGGCGCUUGACUCCCAAGUCUUCGACUCCAUCUUCUGUGUCAGAAAAAUCUGAUGCAGAUGGAAGUAGCUUUGAAGAAGCUUUGGACGAACUGUCUCCAGUACACAAGAGGAAGGGUAGGCAGUCAAACUGGAACCCUCAGCAUCUUCUCAUCCUUCAAGCCCAGUUUGCUUCCAGUUUGAGGGAGACACCAGAAGGCAAAUACAUUAUGUCGGACCUAGGCCCACAAGAACGGGUUCAUAUCUCGAAGUUUACUGGUCUUUCCAUGACCACAAUUAGCCACUGGCUGGCCAAUGUGAAGUAUCAGUUAAGGAGGACAGGUGGAACUAAAUUUUUAAAGAAUUUGGAUACAGGUCAUCCUGUUUUCUUUUGCAAUGAUUGUGCCUCUCAAUUCAGGACUGCUUCCACAUAUAUAAGUCACUUGGAGACACAUUUAGGGUUCAGUUUGAAGGAUCUGUCCAAAUUGCCCCUUAAUCAGAUACAAGAACAGCAAAAUGUUUCCAAGGUCCUCUCAAAUAAGACUUUAGGCUCACUUGGAAUUGCCGAGGAGGACUCAGGAUCCACAUUCCAGUGUAAGCUCUGUAAUCGAACUUUUGCAAGCAAGCAUGCAGUCAAACUGCACCUUAGUAAAACACAUGGGAAGUCCCCCGAGGACCAUCUGAUCUAUGUAACUGAGUUAGAAAAACAUUAGCGUCCAGGUAAGCAACCAGGUAUGCAAGUGACCACAGGAACAUUGCACUAAACUUCAUAGUACUGCACUAGGCCUGAUCUGAGCCUCUGAAAUCAGUCUUACUUUUGUUGCUGAACUGCCUAUCUGGAGCUUGGUUUUUCUUACAUACUUUUGUAGUUAUAUUUAUAUGCUCUUUGUCUGAUCUGUGCAUGUUUUUAAAACCUUUUUUUUCCCUUUCCUUCCCCCCUUCUUUUUUCUGUGAGUCAAAGUCUGACCUUUAUUUUCAACAUGUGUCCUUGAUGUUAAGCUAUCUUUUGUAGACUAUAGUGGGAGACACUAUUGAGAGACAUUAAUUUAGCCGUAAAGAAAGACACAAAGAACAAUAACAAAAAGACAUUCUAAAAUUACAAAGUUGCCAUGACAAUAAAGGUCACAGAACCCCAUAGUGUCAGUUUUUAACCCUCUGAGGACUAUAAUAGUAUUCUGUGCCUUUCCCAAAAGAAGGUGUGUUUUUUUCUUCAAAAAAGGCAUUUCAUCCUAAUAUAACUGGGUCAAAUUCACUUAUAUUUAAAUGUCAAAAAGCCUUUCCCCCCCCCAAAAAAUGCAGUCUUGAUUUGCAAAGAAAAGAUGCAUGCCAUUCUUGAAUAAUUAUAAAAAGUGAUUAAAUGCUCAAGGAGUUGGAGAACGAUGACCCAUGUUUUAAAAAGUAAAAAUCACAAACCAAUUUGACACUAUGUCCAAACCCUCUGAACGCUGAACAUUGCCACUUGACUGGCAUCAGAAGUAUGCAAGUUAUUUUAAAAAUGUAAAAAAGUUAUUUCUUUUUCCUGUAAGAUACUGCAGUUUAUAGUUAUUUACAAAUGUAAGCUUUGGUACAGGCUGAUCUUUCUAUAGUGUGCUGCAUUGGUACAUGAAAAUGAAACAAAACAACAAAAAAAAUGGGGCAAGUGUUGGAUUCUGAUCCUUGUAAAUUGCCAGCAUCAGCUUAGGUUAAAAAAAAAAAAAAGCAGUACAUGUUGCAUAUUGUACCAUUUUAAAUUGUUCAACUUCCUUUGUACCUUCUGGCUGUAUGCUUUCUCUCUUAACAUUUUAUAUUGUCAUUUUAUAUUCAAUUUCUGUGUAUAUAAUGUAAAAACACACUUUUUUGAAUAAAAUUGAAUUCCUGCAGCUUGAGUUAAAUAGAGAAAUUUUACUGGCACCUGCAUCUUCCCAGAUGCAUGUACUCAAAGGAGCUAUCUGACAAAAUAAAUAAAAAUAAAGCAAACAAUGCACUAUGAAUUAUACAUUUUGAUGUUUUAUCAUUAAUAUUGUACAGUACCUUUUUGGUUCACGCAAUGAAAUCCACUGUUUUCUCAAAUGUAAAAUAAACCCACAUGCAGUUCUUGAUUUGUG